Messenger RNA from Miscanthus lutarioriparius, 672 nucleotides. Lineage: Eukaryota; Viridiplantae; Streptophyta; Magnoliopsida; Poales; Poaceae. The record is from the annotation of a GenBank genome assembly.
AUGGCUCAGGGCUGGUCGUCGCUUCCGGCGGACCUCGUGAACCGCGUCGCCGACUGCCUCCUGGCCACCAACGACCUCGACUGCUACACCGGCCUUCGCGCCGUCUGCCACCACUGGCGCUUCGUCACCGCCGACCCGGGAGCAACCAGCAUGACCCCGCUUUCGCCCCACCCGGACAUGGUCGAUCUGCUUCCGUCUGAGGACGACGACGGGGGCUGUCGUUGUUACGCGGUUGUGGCCGCCGGCGGGGAUAUGUUGGCGGUCUUGAAGCGGCGCCGUGGCAUGGAUGUGUUCAAGAUUGACUCUUCAGGGAACGUCAUGGAGAGGGUGAAGAGCAUCGGGAGGCAAGCUCUAUUCCUCGGCGUCAGGUGCCUUGUCGUUGACACCGAUGGCUUCCCAACAGUUGAGGCCAACUGCGCUUACUUCGAACUCACCGUCCGUGGCACGAACCAGUGUUACAUCUACAAGUUUAACAUUGGAAUUUAUGAUGAUGAAGAAGAACCAGAGCUGGUCUCGGCAGCUAUGGACAACCUGCGCCCUUUGACAUUAACGCAGCUCCUGUGCAACCACACCAUGCCCAUUCCAAAUCGACUGUAUAUUUGGAAGAUGUUCUGCAAGUACCUCGAGGCCGAUUAUUACCACAACUAUAUCGAUUACGUUGAUGAUGAAUGA